Ailuropoda melanoleuca (giant panda) is the source of this 2523-nucleotide messenger RNA. It is a transcript of the gene SAP30BP, whose product is annotated as SAP30 binding protein. Lineage: Eukaryota; Metazoa; Chordata; Mammalia; Carnivora; Ursidae. Gene Ontology annotation, biological process: regulation of DNA-templated transcription. The coding region runs from base 54 to 980 and encodes 308 amino acids. The record is from RefSeq and is a predicted model, not a curated record. Gene Ontology annotation, cellular component: nucleus. The transcript has 11 exons.
AGUCGGCUUUUUUGACUCAUAGGAGGGAGGCACUCUGGGCUUGUGGGAGUAAGAUGGCGGGGAAGAAGAAUGUUCUGUCGUCUUUGGCAGUUUACGCGGAAGAUUCAGAGCCCGAGUCUGACGGCGAGGCUGGGGUCGAAACUGCGGGCGGCGCGCCUGAGGAGAAAGGUGGAUUAGUAUCUGAAGCCUAUGGAGAGGAUGACUUUUCUCGCCUUGGAGGUGAUGAAGAUGGUUAUGAGGAAGAAGAGGAUGAGAAUAGCAAACAGUCGGAAGAUGACGAUUCAGAGACUGAAAAACCUGAGGCUGAUGACCCAAAGGAUAACCCAGAAGUAGAAAAGCGAGAUCCUCAGGAAUUAGUUGCCUCCUUUUCUGAAAGAGUCCGGAACAUGUCACCCGAUGAAAUCAAGAUCCCACCCGAGCCCCCUGGCAGGUGUUCGAACCACUUACAAGACAAGAUCCAGAAGCUUUAUGAGCGGAAGAUAAAGGAGGGAAUGGAUAUGAACUACAUUAUCCAAAGGAAAAAAGAAUUUCGGAAUCCCAGCAUCUACGAGAAGCUGAUCCAGUUCUGUGCAAUUGAUGAGCUGGGCACCAACUACCCAAAGGAUAUGUUUGACCCCCACGGCUGGUCUGAAGACUCCUACUACGAGGCAUUAGCUAAAGCCCAGAAGAUUGAAAUGGACAAGUUGGAAAAGGCCAAAAAGGAACGAACCAAAAUCGAGUUUGUGACAGGCACCAAGAAAGGUACCACGACCAACGCCACAGCCGCCACCACCACCACAGCCAGCACGGCGGUUGCAGAUGCCCAGAAGAGGAAGAGCAAGUGGGAUUCGGCCAUUCCGGUGACGACGAUAGCCCAGCCCACCAUCCUCACAACCACAGCCACCCUGCCCGCUGUCGUCACGGUGACCACCAGUGCCAGUGGCUCCAAGACCACCGUGAUCUCUGCCGUGGGCACCAUUGUGAAAAAGGCCAAGCAGUGACCCAAGGGACCGGCAUGGAGUGGCUCGGACAUUCUCCUUUCCAUCAAGGGGAGGAGUCGCUCCAGGACCCGAGGAGAUUGUGUAGCCCAGCGACCGACAUCGGCGCAGGGGUGCUACUUUAUUUUAGGACUGGGAUCUGCUCCCCAGAUGCCACCCCAAGAGGAGCCUCCGUGUGGCAUUCCAGCCAGGAAAAGGACAUUGCCACAGAGGAGUCGGGUGCUGUGGAUAGUGUCCACACGCCACUUGGGGUCCGGUGCCCUAUUAAAAGUGCCGUAUUCUCACAUCUCGGGCCUCUUGGCUGCUCUGGCCUCUGCUGUGGUCUGUUUUCAGGCAGAAGUGAAAGUUCCAAGCGCUGUCUCCAUCUCCUCCCGUUGGGGUUACUACCUCAGGGUGGUAGUAGAACGGCCGAAGCCUGUGGCACUAGUCCGUGGAGGUGGCCCAGGAAGUUGCGUGGUCGUUCCCAGCGUGUGCCUCUUGGCACGGGCAGAUGGGAGUCCAGAGAGCGGGGGAGGCCCCCCACUCCCGCCAUCUGCUGCCCUGAUCCUGAAACCCGGCCAGUUCUCAGACAAGAGCGGAGGCUCUGCUCCCUUGGGGGUGAUUGAGCCCUCCCCAACCACUUUUUACACACGCCCAGGCUUUUGAAGUCAAGCCAGUUACCAGAAGGCCCAGGUUUGAUCCCCAGCCCACACAGGGAGCCGGAGAGGCAUCAGCGCGCGGCCAAGGCUGCCCGGUGCCUCAGCGCCCGACGAGCGCGGCCAGCAGGCUCCACGCGGUGCAGGACGUGAAUCACCUUCUGCCCCGACCGGCGGCAGCUCGUUGUUUACGUGAAAGCCGGGCUCUUGGGAGGAUCCUGCCACCCCACCUUUCCUGUGCCUGUUAUCUCUGCCCCACAGCAGCGCCUGGGCAGCGCCAGCGGUGGCCGGGCUCCUCUCGAGGCCAAAACCGAUUUCCCAGCCGCCGUCGGCCCGAGAGUCCAGAGGGAAGUCGCCCGCCUCUCCUGUUCCUCGGAAGCUCUCCAGUCUGGCGGAAGGGCUCCGUGUCGGAGAGGAAGCUGGGCCGUGAAGAGCUGUGUUGCUUCCGGGGCACGGCUGCGGGCUGGGAAGGUGGUCCUGACUGCGCCUGGCAACUUCGCGUCACCGGAGGAGGGUGACGAUCCUGCCCCGCCAUCCCCACAAUCAAACUGACUCACGUGCGUCCCCUCCCCCUGCCCCCUCCAUGCACUGGGGCCCUGAGGUCAGUCGUCACCCUCCCCUCCUUUGAUGGGACUCUGCAACCCUGGAGGGGAGCUGCUGCCCCCUUAGUCCCAAGAGGGUCUGUGAAGGCCGCCUGCCCUACGGCCUCCAGCGGAGACCCCCUCCGGAGUGCGAGGGCCCCAGGGCUUGUGUGGGAGGCUGUGCGGCGCCGUGGGAGUGGCAGACACACAGACUCGACACCUCUGCUCCGGAUCCUGGUUUCAACGAGUUGUGUUUUAGUUGUGUGUCUUGGGCCCUUAUCUCUGUGAGUCUUCUCUGUCAGGUCCCUGUAAUAAAGCUACCUAAGGCAA